GCUAACUUCGAUUGGGUCUUGGGCAACGCCUGGGCAGAUCAUUUUGCGAAGCUGGGCGCGAAGGACAUCGGAUAUGCCGAAGGCUACUGCGACUUGUUCAAGAUGGCGCUGGCUCGAGCCAAGUUGAUGUCCAGGUACCUGGGGUUCACGCUGUGCAGGUUGUUCCAGCAGCAGCUCUGGGAGUCUCAAGAUCGCCAGGUGCUCAAGCUCAAGGAAGUUUGCCCUGGGGCGUCUAAGGAUCCUGCUGUCAGGAAGAACCAGCUCAAGUGGAUUUGUCGAUUUGCCAAAGCGCGCUCUAUCGAGUUCCACGCGUCGGUGCUGGCCCAGAUGAA
This is a messenger RNA of Prorocentrum cordatum, 332 nucleotides long. The record is from the annotation of a GenBank genome assembly. Lineage: Eukaryota; Dinophyceae; Prorocentrales; Prorocentraceae.